Aspergillus calidoustus is the source of this 1788-nucleotide messenger RNA. The record is from the annotation of a GenBank genome assembly. Lineage: Eukaryota; Fungi; Ascomycota; Eurotiomycetes; Eurotiales; Aspergillaceae.
AUGCCUCCAACGACAUCUCCCUGGUACGACCGAAUCUCCCACAUAUCGCAGACUGAUUGGUAUGGAAUAUGCGCCGCAAUCGCUCUGGCCAGUUGGCUCGUAUGGUGUCUGGCGUCCCGUGGUGGCCGGUGGGCGAUUCGAUGGCACGUGAUGCAAUUACGGCGACUCCUUGCCUAUCCCCUGCCGAGACCGUUCGGCCACCUCGAUAUGGCCACUGUCCAACAGGGCUCAGUGGUCGCGCUCCUGCUCACGGUGAACAUCCUGCCACUGGUCUUGCGGGCUCGAUCCUGGGCGACCGUGCACCGCCGCGCCGCCAACCUCGCGGUCAUGAAUUUCAUUCCGUUGUGGACGGGCUGGACCUUUGGGUUUCCAGCGCAUCUUCUAGGCAUCGAUUGGUCGGCGGCAGCCUGGACGCAUCGAUGGGUCGGCCGGAUGGUCAUCAUCCACUCCGUCCUCCACGGAGCGAUCGCGAUCCUGGGUGACGGCCAACCGGUGCAAGCUAUACGACAGCAUUACGUUCCAGUUCUGGCAGCGUGUUCGAUGAUCUUGAUCGUUCCCGUGACGCUGCAUGCCGUGGUUCGCCGUUACCCGCAGCUGGCGAUGAAGUGUCACUACCUCUUGGCAGUAACCGGACUGGCUUCGAUGUCCUACCAUGUCUGGAUGCGCCGGUCAAAAAGCCUCUGGUGUUUGGUGGCGGCAGCGGCUCUGUGGAUGUUCCUGAGUCUGGCUUCCUUGGCUGUUCCCCUACGAAGACGCUGGGGCCACACCUGGCCUUCUGUUGUCAUAUCCCAGCACGAUGAGCUUCUCCGUAUGGACAUCGCCGUCCCCUCUGCGUGGAAAGUCGAGGCCGGCCAAUAUGUGUACCUCUGGCUGCCACAGGCAGGCCUGCGAACUGCUAGUCAACUACCGCUUUUCUAUGUCUCAUCUUGGGAAGAUACGCCGGGGUCCAACGACGCAAGGGCAUCAACUGCCGAACAAGGGGUGGAAUUGAGACAGGUGGCGACAGCGGCAGAACGCGAUGCAGCCGUGCCCACUGUCAGCCAACGGCAUGGAUCGAGAGGGAGGACGUCCUGGUAUACUGCGAUGGGUCACCGAACGCUACGGGUGCUGGCCCGCCCGCAGUCUUCGGCACUGGCGGCGGCGCUCUAUAAUGCCAAGCAUCUCCACAAUAUUCCACACAGCGCGCUCGUGCUGGGACCGUAUGGGCGACCGCCGGAUCUGGCCCCCUUCGGGAUCGUGCUACUGAUCGUAGAGGAUAUCGGGAUUGCGCGAGUCUUUUCGCUCAUCCAGACCCUGGUCAUGGCGAGUGAACAGCACCGCGCUAUGGUCCGGAAGCUCAUCGUGGUUUGGCAAAUGGAGGACUUAGAUAACCGUCGGUGGGUGAACAUGCAGCAUUUGCUGGACCUCGAUCGCCAAGAAUUCAAGAUCCUCCGAUUCGUCCUCUACUACCGUCGAAACCGCAAGAAUGAGCCCUCGCGGAACCCCGGCACGAGGGUCCGAUUCAUGACAGGGUCUGUGGAUGUGGCACAGACGAUAAGGACAUACCUGAAUACGCGUCGGGGGAGUAUGUUGGUCGGCGUUUGUGCUCGACAGUCGAUCCGCAACCAGGUCAAGGCGAUCGUUCAGCCCAGCUUGAGUGAUGACCUCCGGCUCCUGGAUCUUGACGUUGAGCCGUGUCAUCGGUGGUCGAACACUGACACAACGGUGGCCGACACUACGGGACCAUCCAGAAACCACGUCCAAUGGGUCGCCUCCAGAAUAGCGGAAGGCCGUGGUCAUUCCCGAUGA